Messenger RNA from Drosophila subpulchrella, 1748 nucleotides. RefSeq lists its product as uncharacterized. Gene Ontology annotation, cellular component: nucleus. The coding region runs from base 79 to 1191 and encodes 370 amino acids. Lineage: Eukaryota; Metazoa; Arthropoda; Insecta; Diptera; Drosophilidae. The transcript is spliced from 2 exons. Gene Ontology annotation, molecular function: RNA polymerase II transcription regulatory region sequence-specific DNA binding; DNA-binding transcription factor activity, RNA polymerase II-specific. The record is from RefSeq and is a predicted model, not a curated record. Gene Ontology annotation, biological process: regulation of transcription by RNA polymerase II.
GUUGGUAACAUGCAUUAACAAUUGUUGAUUUGUUUUGUUAUUUUAAAACAAAACGUUAUUUAAAACAAAAAUCCAAAGAUGUCGCAGACAUUCGAGGGUACGGAAACCCUCAAGAUAGAGGCUCUCGAAUUUAUCUACGAGGAUGAAGAAUGUUUCAACAUCGAAAUACAGUCUAUGAAACAGGACAAUGAGCCGGUGAAACUUAAACGGCUGGUGUGCAAACUGAGCGGAUGCACUUACUCCACGGACAGGAGGAGGGACUUGAAGCGCCACAGGCGCUCCCAGAAACACGAGCACGAGGAGUACCGAUCGGACUCCGAAUCCGACGUGGAUCGCUCCCUGUUCUCCUGCAAGGUCUGCGACUACACGACGGCCAAGCGAUUCUGCUAUGUGCGGCACAAGGAGUCGAAGCGCCACAUCAUGAGGGAGAUGGAGGAGUGCGAAAAGCUGAUGGACGAGGCAGACAGGGAGGAAAUUCACACGAAGCGUAGAAGAAGAGUGGAGGAGGAGCCAGUGGCCUCGGAUUCUGAAACAUCACAACACACCGACAAUAUACUGUUCACUUGCAUGCCCAGUGACUACAGCACCAAGCCAAAAUCCUGCCUAGAAACCCACUCAAGUUCGCAGGAGCACAAUGAUAUACAGAGGCUGCUGGAGCCGAGCGAGUACAUAGAGUAUAUUCCCCAGGAGGAAAAGCAGAUGGUGGAGGUAACCGAAGACGACUAUCAACCCUUCAAGCAAGGCAGUUCCACCUUCGAGUGCGCGGCCUGUGAGUACAGAACAGCCCGGCGAUUCGCCUUCGUUCGCCACCUGCAGUCGACGAGGCACCUGUCCAGAAUGCAGGAGCGGGAUGAUAACUUGGAGUCGGCAAAUGACCUGGAUGAACUCGAAGGCGGAGAGGAGGAUAAUGUUGUGGUGGAGUUUGAUGAAGGGGAUACUAUUCACGACCUGGAGGAGGUAAAUGCCCUGCCAGGGGAAGAUGUAAUGGUAGAGAUUGAUGCCCUGGAGGGGCAAGAUGGACUGGCGGAGACUGGAUCGCUGGUGGAGAUCGAGGAGCUGAUCCAAACAGAACACGGGUUUGAAGUAGUAGAGUAUGCACCUGCAGAAGAAAAUGUUUACGAGGAAAUCGUCUACCUGCCCACCGAAGAGCAACCAGAGGAUAUCUGUUACUUUAUAGCGCUCGAACAAUAAGAAGAUUCGGCAGUGUCCAAGUUUUUAAUAAAUAACUUUUUUGAUAAGCAAAUAUUCUUGAAGUCAUCAUCUUCUAAGGCCACAAAUUGCCUAACCGACUUGUAAAUCCUUACAAUGACAAUGAAUAUAUGAUAUAAUCUUUAUAUGUACAGGGUACAUUGUACAUGCAUGUGUAUCUAACUUAUUGACUCUAUUCUUAAAGUCAAGACGUUCUCUGGCCAUUCAAUGCCAAAUCAAUUUGUUAAAGUGUUAUGAACUUUUAAUAUAAACCUUGUUUGAAACGUCAAUCAUUUUUUUUCAAACUAUCCGUGGGAGAAGGAAGUGUGAUGUGUAGUGUUGGUAACCGUUUAUUAAAGUUUUGUAGACUCGUCAUUUGUUUAUUAUCUGCGAAAACAACUAGAAAAUACAGGAAAUUGUAGUUUUUAAAUAUCCAAUAUUUAUUUACUUACAGGUCCUAAACUACUUUUUACAUUUUUGUAAUUUUUUUUUUAAUUUUUAACAGUUUCCUAAGAAUUUGAAAACAUUUUCGAUUUGAUGAACAACCCUUAAUAAUUAUU